Molecule: messenger RNA, 26266 nt
Organism: Coregonus sp. 'balchen'
Lineage: Eukaryota; Metazoa; Chordata; Actinopteri; Salmoniformes; Salmonidae
Source: the annotation of a GenBank genome assembly
AUGGACUUUGGUAUGGUCCAAAUGACAUCUCUAGAAAGUUCCUCUCCAUCAGUAUUUGGUCAUAUUGGUUCAAAGCCUGAGGGGUAUGGGGAAAAUAUAUGUGUUUUGAUCUUAAAGGCCACCAGAACAUUAUAAGCUAUUCUCGUUAUGUGUCAGAAAGAGUUUUUACCACUCUAACUCACAUGCUCUUUCUUCUCUCCUGUCUCCUCCAGAAUUAUUACCAAAAUAAGUUGAGACUGGCUCUGAUUGGCCAGAGCCUGUUUGGACAGGAAGUGUACACCAACCUACGGAAGCAGGGCCAUAAGGUGGUGGGCGUGUUCACUGUGCCAGAUAAGGAUGGCAAGGCAGACCCUCUGGGUAAGUAUUGACACACUGGUGAUGACUGGAGGGGGAGUCACUCUCUCUCUCUUCUCCAUUCUUUCCUUCUCUUCCUUGGUCCCUCUUCCCCUCUUACUUUCCCUCUUCCUCAUGCCCUCUUUUUUUUGGGGGGGACACAAGUUAUCAUGACUCAGUGAAUGAAUAUUGCAGCAAAGCAUUAGGGAAGUGUAUGCUUACAUCCUCACCAGAGCAUGGCCACCUCUUCACAUUGUUACCAUCUGCAUGGCCUCAGUCAUGAUCCAGUACGUCCUCUCCCAGACUCCCACGGUCUAACUGAGUUAGUGGAGUUUGUGUAAAUGAUUACUCCCAGUCACUUUUCUAAAUGAGAUGUAAUGGCUUCAGUGGUGUCCCUGAUGAUCUGAGGCGGAAGCCCCUUUAGCCCUGGGUCUCUCUGGGUCAGGAGAGGACUGUCCCUGUCAGCGAGGGAGGUAGAUCCGUGUUGACUCUGUACGGCUCCUGCACAAAGACAGGCCUUCAUGCCCAGCGUUAGCCCCGGGACUGUGGGCCUAUUGUUUUAGUAGGGAGAGGCCCUGAGUCGACCCAGAGGAGCAGCAGUGAGGUGAAAAGUCUGCCGCCAUCUGUUGAUAUGAUGCAAAUUAUUUUACCCAGCAUGCAUCAGCUGGGACGGCAAGGGUCCAUUUUCUGUGCUUGUCCCCCUCUCUCUUUCUUUAUUCUAUCUCUGCUCUGCUCUAUCCUCUCUCUAUAGAGAGAAUAACUGACUAGAUGGGACAAUAUCCUUAGCUUAACGCCACUGCGUCCUCACUAGGCAAACAAACACACACAGGGGAGAUACACACCCUUACCAACCCGUUAGUCCCUAUUACCCUGAUUUAGCCUAACUUCAGUCCAGCCUGACUCUGCAGCAGAAGAGGCUGGUGAGAGGAGCUAUAGGAGGACGGGCUCAUUGUAAUGGCUGGAAUGGAACGGUAUCAAACACAGCAAAUCACGUUUGACUCCGCCAUUCCAUUUCAACCAUUGCGAUCAUCCUAUAGUUCCUCUCACCAGCCUCCUCUGCUCUGCAGUGAGGUUAUUUAGUCCUUGGCACAGGAUGGAGAGGUUUGUGUCGUUUGGCCAGGGAAACAGAUCUCUGUGUUAUUAAGAUUUUUUGCCAUCCCUGUAAAAAUAACAUUCCCGUUUGAGUUCCCGUUGAGUUGAUCUGGCAGAGGACCUCUGGUCCAGAGACAUGUCAGGGCCUGAAUUGCUGGACACAGGUACUGUAAAGGAAACCUUGUUGCACAAUAUGGUCAAACAUUUGAGUAAAACAUUGUUUCACAUUUGAUUUCCCUGUUAUUAGCCUGAAGUAAAGCAGAUGGUUUGAUUUUGGGUGUUUUUUGCCAACUGUUUAAAUGUUUACUUGACAAUGUAAUGAUUAUGUAAUGUUCCAUCUAUAGACCCAUUUCCCACGUCAUGAAAAGUUGCACGAGCAGUUCGUCAUCAGAAACCUCUUUGUUUACCUAGCAGUGGAUACGAUCACGUGCAACUUCAGCUCGUGCAAGUUAACAAACACGUAAUCAGAUGGUUAUCAUCUACAAAAUCGCAGAUAUAAUGAUUACCUAGCAAGCUAGCAAGUCAAGGUAAAACAUCACAAAUAGAGUUAGAUAAAGCCAGAAGAAUAAUAUACUUGUUGAACAUAGCUAUAGCCACCAGUCUUGCGUGUUUUCAUGGUCAUCACUCACUAACUGUAUGUCGCUCUGGAUAAGAGCGUCUGCUAAAUGACUAAAAUGUAAAUCACUCACUGACUGUUAAGUUUGUCAAGGUCCCGACAUCAGCUUUAGCUAUCCUGCUACAGAGCUUUUUGAUGUUGGGAUGCCUGCGCAUCACUCGAACGUAACGUUGAAUGGUAAACAGAAAAUGGCUCUAUUAGCCUAGCCGUCUGUGAGUCAAACAGUCUCUAACACUUCACUUAUUGCCAUGGCAUAAAGCACAGCCUUCUUAUAAAGCAUGGCAACUUCUAUUAGGCUACUACCAUGCUUAGCACCCAGAUUAGCACAGCUAGCUGGAUGAGGCCAACAACUCCAUGUGGCCUUUACCACGCACAUACACACACCCUGAGAUGGGCCUUGUGCCCCCAGGCCAGCCCCCUGUCCUGUCCCACCCCUCCCAUCAGCUUGGGUGUGUAAUUUAAUUUGUGUGGAGCAGGUGGGUCCAAAGUGUGGUUUCAUGUGACCCUAACCCUAGUAGGGUAGUAGAGCAGGCUGUGUCCUGGAACUGGUUGGAACUGGAGAAGACCGGAACCCCCACGCACACCAGGGUUGGGGUCAAUUCGGAAUUUCGGGAAUUUAAUUCAGUUCAAAUAGUGAAUUUGAAUUGAAUUUGAAUUGGCCACACACCACAGGAAGCAGAACUCGAUUUGAAUUUGAAUUGAAGUUUAAUUUAAUUCAAAGCGAUUCAAAGCAGUUCAACUGAGACGUGAAACAUGAAAGUCUCAUUCAUAUGAGAAGUAUUUUAUGAAAAGGAUAUGCUACUUAUUAAUGCAAAGAAUUCACAUACCAUUUCAAAUAUUAGUUUGAUUAUAACUCAAAGAUGUCAAACAGUAUUUUUAAUUGUCAUGAGAUGUUAGAUUGUCCCUUCCAUACUGCAGAGUUUGAUCUAAUGGGAAUUAUGAAUUAUUAUAGACAACCCACAACAUGAUCUUAUAAUAUUUCCAGACCACUGUAAUUAUUUAAAAUAGUUUUAGGAGAAUGAGUUUUAAAAAUGAAAUGUUUCAACCUUAUGCUUCAAUGUACUGGUAACCAACCAUACAUUAUAUCAAAAUAAACAUUACUAUGGUGAUGUGUAGAAUAAAUAACCCAUUUGAAAUUCAAUUCAAAUUCUGCUUCAUGUGGCGUGUGGCCAAUUCAAAUUCAAGAAUUUAAUUGGAAUUAAAGAGCAAUUCGCAACUCAAUUCAGAAUUGACCCCAACCCAGACGCACACCCAGCUCACACAGAUAACGGUCACACAGAUAAACUGAGAUACACACUCACGUACACUGUACAAAAGGGAAAAUUAGUCUAAACUAACAGAGAGAAAAGAUAGAAAUCUUCCUGAAUAUCUUUAUGAUUACCUAUCAAUUUACUAGACAGAGAUAGAAUUCAAUAUGUUCCUGCCCCCCUCACCUCUCUCCCCCCUCUCUCCCCCCAGCGGUAGUGGCGGAGAAGGACGGGACGCCAGUCUUUAAGUUCCCGCGGUGGCGUGUCAAAGGGAAGCCCAUCCUAGAAAUAGUGGAGGCCUACAAGGCGGUGGGGGCUGAGCUCAACGUCAUGCCCUUCUGCUCCCAGUUCAUCCCCAUGAAUGUGAUCGACCACCCAGCCCACGGUUCCAUCAUCUACCACCCCUCCAUCCUGCCCCUGCACCGCGGGGCCUCCGCCAUCAACUGGUGAGGGAGGGAGAGGAAAAAGAAAGUGUUAAGAUAGUGUGAGGAUUAAGGUUUAUAGACGUGUGUGUGGUGGGGUGGGGGUGGUAUGUGUGUGUGUGUGUUUGUCUGUCUGUCUAUGUGUCUGUCUGUGUGUGUGUCACGUGAAGAAACUUGACCAUGAGGGUGAUAGGUCAAGGGUUAGCCAUUUGAGGAUUGUGUGGGUGAGCCAGGCCUAAACUGACCACCAGAGAAGACAGACAGAAUAACAAGUGUGCUUGACUCUUGAAAUAGGCCUACGCAGGAUCAUUGUUGUAGACACUAUGCCCCUAUGGAGAUGGUCAAGUGCAGAGGCACAUGUGGUCAUUUCAGCUGUUGUCAAUAUGUAACCGUGACCAGUGUAAUUUCCUGAACAAGCUUGUCUUUAGUGUGUGCCUUUCCCUUAUAGUUAAACACCUGCUGGAGAGCUGAGUAGGAGUGAGUGUGGUGCUAUCUAACUGGUCUGGUUUGGGGUUGACCUGUUUGUAAUGUGUUUGGCUGAGUACAGUUUGCCCUAUCUUUUUCCUACCCUUACCUACAGUGGGGAAAAAAAGUAUUUAGUCAGCCACCAAUUGUGCAAGUUCUCCCACUUAAAAAGAUGAGAGAGGCCUGUAAUUUUCAUCAUAGGUACACAUCAACUAUGACAGACAAAUUGAGGAAAAGAAAUCCAGAAAAUCACAUUGUAGGAUUUUUUAUGAAUUUAUUUGCAAAUUAUGGUGGAAAAUAAGUAUUUGGUCACCUACAAACAAGCAAGAUUUCUGGCUCUCACAGACCUGUAACUUCUUCUUUAAGAGGCUCCUCUGUCCUCCACUCGUUACCUGUAUUAAUGGCACCUGUUUGAACUUGUUAUCAGUAUAAAAGACACCUGUCCACAACCUCAAACAGUCACACUCCAAACUCCACUAUGGCCAAGACCAAAGAGCAGUCAAAGGACACCAGAAACAAAAUUGUAGACCUGCACCAGGCUGGGAAGACUGAAUCUGCAAUAGGUAAGCAGCUUGGUUUGAAGAAAUCAACUGUGGGAGCAAUUAUUAGGAAAUGGAAGACAUACAAGACCACUGAUAAUCUCCCUCGAUCUGGGGCUCCACGCAAGAUCUCACCCCGUGGGGUCAAAAUGAUCACAAGAACGGUGAGCAAAAAUCCCAGAACCACACAGGGGGACCUAGUGAAUGACCUGCAGAGAGCUGGGACCAAAGUAACAAAGCCUACCAUCAGUAACACACUACGCCGCCAGGGACUCAAAUCCUGCAGUGCCAGACGUGUCCCCCUGCUUAAGCCAGUACAUGUCCAGGCCCGUCUGAAGUUUGCUAGAGUGCAUUUGGAUGAUCCAGAAGAGGAUUGGGAGAAUGUCAUAUGGUCAGAUGAAACCAAAAUAGAACUUUUUGGUAAAAACUCAACUCGUCGUGUUUGGAGGACAAAGAAUGCUGAGUUGCAUCCAAAGAACACCAUACCUACUGUGAAGCAUGGGGGUGGAAACAUCAUGCUUUGGGGCUGUUUUUCUGCAAAGGGACCAGGACGACUGAUCCGUGUAAAGGAAAGAAUGAAUGGGGCCAUGUAUCUUGAGAUUUUGAGUGAAAACCUCCUUCCAUCAGCAAGGGCAUUGAAGAUGAAACGUGGCUGGGUCUUUCAGCAUGACAAUGAUCCCAAACACACCGCCCGGGCAACGAAGGAGUGGCUUCGUAAGAAGCAUUUCAAGGUCCUGGAGUGGCCUAGCCAGUCUCCAGAUCUCAACCCCAUAGAAAAUCUUUGGAGGGAGUUGAAAGUCCGUGUUGUCCAGCGACAGCCCCAAAACAUCACUGUUCUAGAGGAGAUCUGCAUGGAGGAAUGGGCCAAAAUACAUGUACAUUUUUUUUACAUUUUAGUCGACGCUCUUAUCCAGAGCGACUUACAGUUAGUGAAUACAUAUUUUUUUAUAUACUGGCCCCCCAUGGGAAUCAAACCCACAACCCUGGCGUUGCAAACGCCAUGCUCUACCAACUGAGCUACAUCCCUGCCGGCCAUUCCCUCCCCUACCCUGGACGACGCUGGGCCAAUUGUGCGCCGCCCAUGAGUCUCCCGGUCGCGGCCGGCUGCGACAGAGCCUGGAUUCGAACCAGGAUCUCUAGUGGCACAGUUAGCACUGCGAUGCAGUGCCUUAGACCACUGCACCACUCAGGAGUGUAUACCAGCAACAGUGUGUGAAAACCUUGUGAAGACUUACAGAAAACGUUUGACCUGUGUCAUUGCCAACAAAGGGUAUAUAACAAAGUAUUGAGAAACUUUUGUUAUUGACCAAAUACUUAUUUUCCACCAUAAUUUGCAAAUAAAUUCAUUAAAAAUCCUACAAUGUGAUUUUCUGGAUUUUUUUUUCUCAAUUUGUCUGUCAUAGUUGACGAGUACCUAUGAUGAAAAUUACAGGCCUCUCUCAUCUUUUUAAGUGGGAGAACUUGCACAAUUGGUGGCUGACUAAAUACUUUUUUCCCCCACUGUAUUCUCGGUUCCUGUUAUCUGUGUUGGGGGUGUGUGUGCGCGUGUCCGUGUACGUCUCUGUGUGUGAACAGCUAUGUGGAUUUAGCCUAUAUUGGACACUGAUCUGUGUUUGACUUGGCUCUUUAACCCAGGGGCGCAACUUUCAUUGGGGACGGGGGGACGAGGGACGACGACAUGUCCCCCACAUUCUGAAAUUGCAUUUUUGUCCCCCCCCCCCCCAGUUUUAUCAUUGGAAUGUGAUACAAAACAAGGCAGCGGUGUGCUUUAGGACCAUGUGGACGCCUCCGAGUGGUCGGGUAGGCUGUUUGGAGUGUAUAUCUGACUGGAUAAAAAAAAAUAUAUAUAUAUAUACAGUACCAGUCAAAAGUUUGGACACACCUACUCAUUCAAGGGUUUUUCUUUAUGUUUACUAUUUUCUACAUUUACAUUUUACAUUUUAGUCAUUUAGCAGACGCUCUUAUCCAGAGCGACUUACAGUUAGUGAAUACAUUUUUUUUUAUACUGGCCCCCCGUGGGAAUCGAACCCACAACCCUGGCGUUGCAAACGCCAUGCUCUAUCAACUGAGCUACAUCCCUGCCGGCCAUUCCCUCCCCUACCCUGGACAACGCUGGGCCAAUUGUGCGCCGCCCAUGAGUCUCCCGGUCGCGGCCGGCUGCGACAGAGCCUGGAUUCGAACCAGGAUCUCUAGUGGCACAGUUAGUACUGCGAUGCAGUGCCUUAGACCACUGUAGAAUAAUAUUGAAGACAUCAAAACUAUGAAAUAACACAUAUGGAAUCAUGUAGUAACCAAAAAAGUGUUAAACAAAUCAAAAUAUAUUUUAGAUUUUAGAUUCUUCAAAGUAGCCACCCUUUACCUUGAUGGCAGCUUUGCACACUCUUGGCAUUCUCUCAACCAGCUUAAUGACGAAUGCUUUUCCAACAGUCUUGAAGGAGUUCCCACAUAUGCUGAGCACUUGUUGGCUGCUUUUCCUUCACUCUGCGGUCCAACUCAUCCCAAACCAUCUCAAUUGGGUUGAGGUCGGGUGAUUGUGGAGGCCAGGUCAACUGAUGCAGCACUCCAUCACUCUUUCCACUGGUCCAAUGUCCAUUGCUUGUGUUUCUUGGCCCAAGCAAGUCUCUUCUUCUUAUUGUUGUCCUUUAGUAGUGGUUUCUUUGCAGCAAUUCGACCAUGAAGGCCUGAUUCACGCAGUCCCCUCUGAACAGUUGAUGUGGAGAUGUGUCUGUUACUUUUAUUUGGACUGCAAUCUGAGGUGCAGUUAACUCUAAUGAACUUAUCCUCUGCAGCAGAGGUAACUCUGGGUCUUCCUUUCCUCUGGCGGUCCUCAUGAGAGCCAAUUUCAUCAUAGCGCUUGAUGGUUUUUGUAACUGCACUUGAAGAAACUUUAAAAGUUCUUGAAAUGUUCCGGGUUGACUGACCUUCAUGUCUUAAAGUAAUGAUGGACUGUCGUUUCUCUUUGCUUAUUUGAGCUGUUCUUGCCAUAAUAUGGACUUGGUCUUUUACCAAAUAGGGCUAUCUUCUGUAUACCUCCCCUACCUUGUCACAACACAACUGAUUGGCUCAAACACAUUAAGAAGGAAAGAAAUUCCACAAAUUAACUUUUAAGAAGGCACACCUCUUAAUUGAAAUGCAUUCCAGGUGACUACCUCAUGAAGCUGGUUGAGAGAAUGCCAAGAGUGUGCAAAGCUGUCAUCAAGGGAAAGGGUGGCUACUUUGAAGAAUCUUAAAUAUAAAAUAUAUUUUGAUUUGUUUAACACUUUUUUGGGUUACUACAUACAGUGGGGGAAAAAGUAUUUAGUCAGCCACCAAUUGUGCAAGUUCUCCCACUUAAAAAGAUGAGAGAGGCCUGUAAUUUUCAUCAUAGGUACACGUCAACUAUGACAGACAAAUUGAGAAAAAAAUUCCAGAAAAUCACAUUGUAGGAUUUUUUAUGAAUUUAUUUGCAAAUUAUGGUGGAAAAUAAGUAUUUGGUCACCUACAAACAAGCAAGAUUUCUGGCUCUCACAGACCUGUAACUUCUUCUUUAAGAGGCUCCUCUGUCCUCCACUCGUUACCUGUAUUAAUGGCACCUGUUUGAACUUGUUAUCAGUAUAAAAGACACCUGUCCACAACCUCAAACAGUCACACUCCAAACUCCACUAUGGCCAAGACCAAAGAGCUGUCAAAGGACACCAGAAACAAAAUUGUAGACCUGCACCAGGCUGGGAAGACUGAAUCUGCAAUAGGUAAGCAGCUUGGUUUGAAGAAAUCAACUGUGGGAGCAAUUAUUAGGAAAUGGAAGACAUACAAGACCACUGAUAAUCUCCCUCGAUCUGGGGCUCCACACAAGAUCUCACCCCGUGGGGUCAAAAUGAUCACAAGAACGGUGAGCAAAAAUCCCAGAACCACACGGGGGGACCUAGUGAAUGACCUGCAGAGAGCUGGGACCAAAGUAACAAAGCCUACCAUCAGUAACACACUACGCCGCCAGGGACUCAAAUCCUGCAGUGACAGACGUGUCCCCCUGCUUAAGCCAGUACAUGUCCAGGCCCGUCUGAAGUUUGCUAGAGUGCAUUUGGAUGAUCCAGAAGAGGAUUGGGAGAAUGUCAUAUGGUCAGAUGAAACCAAAAUAGAACUUUUUGGUAAAAACUCAACUCGUCGUGUUUGAAGGACAAAGAAUGCUGAGUUGCAUCCAAAGAACACCAUACCUACUGUGAAGCAUGGGGGUGGAAACAUCAUGCUUUGGGGCUGUUUUUCUGCAAAGGGACCAGGACGACUGAUCCGUGUAAAGGAAAGAAUGAAUGGGGCCAUGUAUCGUGAGAUUUUGAGUGAAAACCUCCUUCCAUCAGCAAGGGCAUUGAAGAUGAAACGUGGCUGGGUCUUUCAGCAUGACAAUGAUCCCAAACACACCGCCCGGGCAACGAAGGAGUGGCUUCGUAAGAAGCAUUUCAAGGUCCUGGAGUGGCCUAGCCAGUCUCCAGAUCUCAACCCCAUAGAAAAUCUUUGGAGGGAGUUGAAAGUCCGUGUUGCCCAGCGACAGCCCCAAAACAUCACUGCUCUAGAGGAGAUCUGCAUGGAGGAAUGGGCCAAAAUACCAGCAACAGUGUGUGAAAACCUUGGAUUUUUUUUCCUCAUUUUGUCUGUCAUAGUUGACGUGUACCUAUGAUGAAAAUUACAGGCCUCUCUCAUCUUUUUAAGUGGGAGAACUUGCACAAUUGGUGGCUGACUAAAUACUUUUUUUCCCCACUGUAAUUCCAUAUGUGUUAUUUCAUAGAUUGAUGUCUUCACUAUUAUUCUACAAUGUAGAAAAUAGUAAAAAUAAAGAAAAACCCUUGAAUGAGUAGGUGUGUCCAAACUUUUGACUAGUACUGUAUGUCCCCGCCACUUCUAAAACCAAAGUUGCGCCCCUGCUUUAACCUAUUUGUGAAUGGGCUCUAUGGAAAAGGUUGGCUUUCUCUCAGUCUGUGCUACAGCUGUAGGAUCUUAAUUUGAUCACUCUUCUGUUGCUGAGAAUUUACCUGCGCCGUAGGAAAUGCAGAUGAGCUUCACGAUUGACAUAAAUUCACUGAAAACCUGCAUACACACACGGUUAUAUUAACAUUAUUGCACUUUUCAUGUUGCCUACUUUCUCCAGCUAAUAGCCUAACCACCGAUCAAGCAACAUUAUGAACUAAACGUUAAAAUCCUAUUGCUGCUGGAUUAUUUUGCUGACAAUACUGGUCAAAUUAAGAUCAGACGUCUGUAUAAAUGCAAUUUGUCACAGAUUUGUUCCUGGUUUUAUGCAUGACCUGAUUCCGUGAGAGGCCUGCUCCAUAUGGUUCCGUUUAUGACCCUGUUUCUGUGUACGUCCCUGUUUCUAUGUAUGACCGUGGUUCUAUGCAUGACGUUGGUUCUGUGUCUGACCUGGUUCUGUGUCCUGUGUCCUCCUCAGGACUCUGAUCCAGGGGGAUAAGAAGGCUGGGUUCUCCAUCUUCUGGGCUGACGAUGGUCUGGACACGGGUCCCAUCCUGCUCCAGAGAGAGUGUCUUGUGGAACCCAACGACACAGUGGACACCCUCUACAAUCGCUUCCUCUUUCCAGAGGGCAUCAAGGCCAUGGUAACCAUAGCAACGCACCAUCAUCUCCCUCUGUCCAUCCUCGGAUCACAGUCAGGAUAAAACAUACCACAGUCCCAUGUGAAUGGUGUAACGGUUGAUGUGUACUACAUUUAACACUGCUGUAACACGUAACACACUGACAUUGCUUGGGGGUUGGUGUAUUCCUUUUGUGCAGGUGGAGUCAGUGCAGCUGAUCGCUGAUGGGAAGGCCCCACGUAUCCCCCAGACAGAGGAGGGGGCCAGCUACGAGGGUAUCCAGAAGAAGUCCAACUCCAAGGUGAGAUAGUGAAUGUGGUGUGAAGCAUCAACAACGAGAGACACAGCGUCACCUGGUUAAGGCUGUUUGUAGAGAAUGGUGGAAAGUAAGUCAAAUAUCAUGUUAGGAAAUAACCAUUCAAAUAAUUUCCUGUCUUUCUUUUCCUCUCACUUUUUUGCCCAAACUAUUAUGUUUUCUUCUGAAAACUGUUUAGGACAGUUUGAUGUUGCUCAAUUUGUAGCCAUUUAAUUCCACAAUAUGUCCAUUCAUUACUCAGUUUGGAAAAGUCCUGUUUAGCGAGAGUGUGAUGUACUAGGGCCAGUAAUGAAAUGAGGGGUUGUCUAAGGAGGGGGGUAGGGCUGGUUUGAGGGGGUGGGGAGUGUUAACUUACUAGAUCCUAUAGCACUGGCCAACAUUCUUAAGGCGAGGAGGGAGUGGGGAGUGGGGGGUUAUUUUUAAGGUCCCUCUUCCUAGUGUUGCAUAAUAAGCUGCCAACUGUUUGGUCCCCACCUGGUUCCUAGAAACGAAUUAAAGAAGCGUCUGAAAAUGAAUAUUUUCUUCGUCUCUCCUCCAGGUCAACCUAGCCCAGCCGGCAGAGGCUAUCCACAACUGGAUCCGCGGCCACGACAAAGUCCCCGGGGCGUGGACGGUCAUUGAUGGUCAGGUGCGUUCCCAAAAACGCACACACACAUUACAUUUACAGUGUGUGUAUGAACUGUACGUAGUGUCUAAUGUUCUGUUUCUGUAUUACUGUGUGUGUGUGUGUCUGUCUCAUUGGCAGUGUGUCAAUUGAACCCGUGUCCUCUCUCUGUCUCUCCUUAGACUGUGACUCUGUACGGGUCGUCCAUGCUGGGGGAGUCGGUGCCAGCCGGUCAGCCCCUGGAGUUAGAGGGGGCGUCCCAGCCUGGUGUCGUCACCAAGAACGGCCUGGUUCUGUACGGGUCAGAUAGCAAAGCGGUGAGUCACAGGAAAUGAGAUCAAUGGGAAAUGAAUAGGGAAAUGUACAGGCAAGUGUCUAGUGGGAACCCUGUUGGCUUUAUUGCCUGUGAUGUAACAGAGCACUAUAAAGUAUCUAUCAACCUCCGAUGGCUUCUAAAGUUCAUUUUGAGAAUAGUUUCUCCAGUUUAGUUAUUAAGACAUAGCUCGGGCUUAACCCUAACUCUUUGUUGCCUCGCCUCCUUCCUCUCCUCACCCUCGUCCUCCUCUGGUUCCUCCACAGCUGAUGGUGAAGAACCUGCAGUUUGAGGAUGGGAAGAUGAUCUCUGCUGCUAAGUACUUCUCUUCAGGAGACACCGCCAGCGUGGAGCUGACUGAUGAUGAGAAGAAGAUGGCAGAGGAGAUACGAGUAUGUUUCUCAUUGUAUCUCUAAAGGCUUCCACAUUGCCAUGUGUGAUAGUUUGACACUACUAGAACAUGAAUCUGUUACUUAGUAUACCACCAUGUUGUAAAUGCAUGAUUCAGAUAGAAGCUGUUCAAUUAGCGCCACUGAUUCAGUGUGUUGUCACUCCAGGACAUCUGGAAAGGCAUUCUGAGCAACGUUGCUGCCAUUGAGGAAACCACAGACUUCUUCAAGUCAGGAGCUGCUUCUAUGGACGUGGUCAGGUGAGUGUAUGCUUUCACUGGCAUUGACCUGGUUUAACCCUGCAGUUUUUUGUUAUAUUUUUUAUUAACAGUGAUUUUGAUCAUCAUGGUGACUUUUGUGACCCUAGUUGACCCCAUUGUACCUGAGUGACUUAAUCUCCUAUGACCUGACAUAACUUCACUAUGACCCUGAUAUAACCCCAUCCUAUCCUCAGGCUGGUGGAGGAGAUCAAGCAGAAGUGUGCAGGGUUGCAGCUGCAGAAUGAGGAUGUGUACAUGGCCACCACCUUCCAGGACUUCAUCCAGAUGUUUGUGAGAAGGCUGAGGGGGGAGGACCAGGAGGAGGAGAUGGUCAUCGACUAUGUGAGUCAGACACACAACUGUCAUACAGUAGCCUGGUCCCAGAUCUGUUUGUGCUGUCUUGCCAACUCCUAUGGUCAUUUGUGCAACAAUGAUCAUAGGAGUUGGCAAGACACCACAAUUAAUGACCAAAGGAGUUGGCAAGACAGUACAAACUGAUCUGGGACCAGGCUGGUCAUACAGAGCACAGAUGGUGUUACUAUUGAUGGUGAUGAUAAUGAGAAACAUACUGUUUCCCACUCACUUUCCACUUGUAUUUUCAAGUGUUUAAAUGACACAUAUACACAUGUUAUAAGAUGAUUAUAAAACACAGUUGGAUCUGUAAUUUGUCUUUGACGUGUAAUGUUAUGCCACUGUCAUGGUUUUGUUCCCAGGCGAUGAAAGACGUUAACAACAUGACGGUGAAGAUGCCUUGGCAGUGUUUCAUCAAUGGCAAGUUUGAGGACGCAGAGAACGGCAAGACUGCCGAUACUAUCAACCCUGCCGAUGGCUCUGUGAGUUGUAAUGCUAUACAUACAGAUAAACACACACAUAUCCUACUAUUACUCAUCUAUCAUACUUAGAUAUACACUCUCACAUACACACUGACUUAUGUCAUUAAAUGUUUUCCCUAGGUGAUCUGUAAGGUAGCCUACGCGUCAGUGGGAGAUGUGGACCGGGCGGUAGCAGCAGCCAAAGAGGCCUUUGAGGUUGGCCCCUGGGGCAGGAUGAACCCUAGAGAUCGUGGCACCCUGCUGUACAAGUGAGCACCAAGCUUACAGCACCUCCUAGAGGCCUGGUGGAGAUCUGCCUCGACUCAUUAUGGAGUAUAGUUACUAUCAGGGAACUUGUUUAUAUAGUGCAGAUUUAUAUCCAUUUAUACAACAAUAGUAUAUUUUGAGGACAACGACUGCCAGCGGAACCUUGAACCUACCUCCAUCUCUUUUGCUGACCUCCCCUCCCUACCAGGCUGGCUGACCUUAUGGAGGAGCACCAGGAGGAGUUGGCCACCAUAGAGUCCAUAGAUUCUGGAGCUGUCUACACCCUGGCACUGAAGACCCACGUAGGCAUGUCCAUCCAGACCUUCCGCUACUUCGCCGGCUGGUGUGACAAGAUCCAGGUACAGUUUCACCUGCAUGGACCAUAUAAAUAUAAAGAUGUUUGGAGCAGUUUGUAUGAUGAAACUGGCUCCACCUCUUUUUAUAAUAAUAAUAAUAUGCCAUUUAGCAGACGUUUUUAUCCAAAGCGACUUACAGUCAUGCGUGCAUAAUUUUUUUUUGUGUAUGGGUGGUCCCGGGGAUCGAACCCACUACCUUGGCGUUACAAGCGCCGUUACAAGCGCCGUGCUCUACCAGCUGAGCUACAGAGGAUCACACUUCCCUGUUGCCAUAUACUGACCUACUAGUGAGUAGAUAUUUUCAGUAAUCUAGUAGUCUAAGGAUAUCUUCUAUUACAUCCUGUCUGCUACAGGGCAAGACGAUACCCAUCAACCAGGCCAGGCCCAAUCGCAAUCUGACCUUUACCAAGAAGGAACCUCUGGGGUAAGGGGUCAGAGUUCACAUGUGAUACAACUCUACUAGGAAAUAUCAAUAUGGAUUUAGAUAUGAACAUGAUUCAUGAGUAGUGGUUUUAGGAUGAGUAUUGGUUGUAGUAACCACUGCAUUUGGCUGACCUGUGGCACCUGCUCAUGGUGAGUGUUGUGUGUUUCCUGGGUGCCAGUGUGUGUGCCAUCGUCAUUCCCUGGAACUACCCACUCAUGAUGCUGGCAUGGAAGAGUGCCGCUUGCCUUGCUGCUGGAAACACACUGGUCCUGAAACCUGCACAGGUGAGAACACGCACCUGCAUACGUUACAACAGAUUCAGUCAUAGAUUUUAUACCAGCAGUUGAACAACUUAUGUAACAUGGCAGUCACACACGACAUUACCUGUCACACACAACUCUACCUAACGUAACCUUUCUCUGUAGGCCUACGUGUUAAAAUAGCCUCUCUAGCACUGCACAUUGCUGAACCACAUACAGUGGCGAGAACAAGUAUUUGAUACACUGCCGAUUUUGCAGGUUUUCCUACUUACAAAGCAUGUAGAUGUCUGUAAUUUUUAUCAUAGGUACACUUCAACUGUGAGAGACGGAAUCUAAAACAAAAAUCCAGAAAAUCACAUUGUAUGAUUUUUAAGUAAUUAAUUUGCAUUUUAUUGCAUGACAUAAGUAUUUGAUCACCUACCAACCAGUAAGAAUUCCAGCUCUCACAGACCUGUUAGUUUUUCUUUAAGAAGCCCUCCUGUUCUCCGCUCAUUACCUGUAUUAACUGCACCUGUUUGAACUCAUUACCUGUAUAAAAGACACCUGUCCACACACUCAAUCAAACAGACUCCAACCUCUCCACAAUGGCCAAGACCAGAGAGCUGUGUAAGGACAUCAGGGAUAAAAUUGUAGACCUGCACAAGGCUGGGAUGGGCUACAGGACAAUAGGCAAGCAGCUUGGUGAGAAGGCAACAACUGUUGGCGCAAUUAUUAGAAAAUGGAAGAAGUUCAAGAUGACGGUCAAUCACCCUCGGUCUGGGGCUCCAUGCAAGAUCUCACCUCGUGGGGCAUCAAUGAUCAUGAGGAAGGUGAGGGAUCAGCCCAGAACUACACGGCAGGACCUGGUCAAUGACUUGAAGAGAGCUGGGACCACAGUCUCAAAGAAAACCAUUAGUAACACACUACGCCGUCAUGGAUUAAAAUCCUGCAGCGCAUGCAAAGUCCCCCUGCUCAAGCCAGCGCAUGUCCAGGCCCGUCUAAAGUUUGCCAAUGACCAUAUGGAUGAUCCAGAGGAGGAAUGGGAGAAGGUCAUGUGGUCUGAUGAGACAAAAAUAGAGCUUUUUGGUCUAAACUCCACUCGCCGUGUUUGGAGGAAGAAGAAGGAUGAGUACAACCCCAAGAACACCAUCCCAACCGUGAAGCAUGGAGGUGGAAACAUCAUUCUUUGGGGAUGCUUUUCUGCAAAGGGGACAGGACGACUGCACCGUAUUGAGGGGAGGAUGGAUGGGGCCAUGUAUCGCGAGAUCUUGGCCAACAACCUCCUUCCCUCAGUAAGAGCAUUGAAGAUGGGUCGUGGCUGGGUCUUCCAGCAUGACAACGACCCGAAACACACAGCCAGGGCAACUAAGGAGUGGCUCCGUAAGAAGCAUCUCAAGGUCCUGGAGUGGCCUAGCCAGUCUCCAGACCUGAACCCAAUAGAAAAUCUUUGGAGGGAGCUGAAAGUCCGUAUUGCCCAGCGACAGCCCCGAAACCUGAAGGAUCUGGAGAAGGUCUGUAUGGAGGAGUGGGCCAAAAUCCCUGCUGCAGUGUGUGCAAACCUGGUCAAGACCUACAGGAAACGUAUGAUCUCUGUAAUUGCAAACAAAGGUUUCUGUACCAAAUAUUAAGUUCUGCUUUUCUGAUGUAUCAAAUACUUAUGUCAUGCAAUAAAAUGCAAAUUAAUUACUUAAAAAUCAUACAAUGUGAUUUUCUGGAUUUUUGUUUUAGAUUCCGUCUCUCACAGUUGAAGUGUACCUAUGAUAAAAAUUACAGACAUCUACAUGCUUUGUAAGUAGGAAAACCUGCAAAAUCGGCAGUGUAUCAAAUACUUGUUCUCCCCACUGUAUGUAAAUAUCAGUUUUUCCUUUGACUCACUUGUCUCUUGAAGAGUUUCCUGUGUCCACAGCAAGGAACGUGUUACACUCUCACUCUCUGCUCUCGUCCAAAAGGUUACUCCUCUGUCAGCCCUGAAGUUUGCUGAGCUGACUGUGAAGGCUGGAAUUCCCAAGGGAGUCAUCAACAUCGUACCUGGCUCAGGUAACAGGACACAAGGGAGCAAGGGCUUGUGGGAAGGGAGAGGUCCUCCAGGAGAUCUCUCACUCCAUCUCCCCCUCUCUACCACCCUCUCUCCCCCAUCUCUACUUCCCUUUCUCCCCCUGGCGCCCUCUCACCCCUUUCUCUCUCUCCACCUCCCUCUCCCCCAUCUCUCUAAUAGGUGGGAUGGUGGGACAGCGCAUGUCUGACCACCCAGACAUCCGUAAACUGGGCUUCACAGGCUCCACUCCUAUCGGCAAACAGAUCAUGAAAAGGUACAGUAGGGGGCUGGGACCCCACUUAUUCCUGAUUGGCUGAUAUUGGGCUACUUCCUGCUCAUGCUCACGUGUCAUUUCCUGUUGCAGCUGUGCGCUGAGUAACCUGAAGAAGGUUUCUCUGGAGCUGGGAGGGAAGUCUCCACUCAUCAUCUUCAGUGACUGUGACAUGGACAAGGCUGUGCGCAUGGUGAGAGAGGGAGAGAAAGAAGGAAAAGAGGAGAGAGACUUCAUACCUGUGUCUUUUAACUUCUUCACUGACCUGCUCUUAUUUACUUCAUAUUCCCUUCCCCUCCAUCUCUCUUUCUGCAGGGUAUGAGUUCUGUGUUCUUCAACAAAGGAGAGAACUGCAUCGCUGCUGGACGCCUGUUCGUGGAGGAGUCCAUACAUGAUGAGUACAUCAGGAGAGUGGUGAGUGUCUUCAACCCUCCCACAACAGUGCAAAACACACAAUACACUUUACCUCUUCCUCUUCAAAUCAAAUCAAAUGUAUUGGUCACAUACACAUGGUUAGCAGAUGUUAUUGCGAGUGUAGCGAAAUGCUUGUGCUUCUAGUUCCGACAGUGCAGCAAUAUCUAGCAAGUAAUAUCUAACAGUUCCACAACAAAAACCUAAUACACACAAAUCUAAGUAAAGGAAUGGAAUAAGAAUAUAUAAAAAUAUGGAUGAGCAAUGUCAUUAUCAGAGUGGCAUAGGCUAAGAUGCAAUAGAUAGUAUAGAAUACAGUAUAUGCAGUUGAAGUCGGAAGUUUACAUACACCUUAGCCAAAUACAUUUAAACUCAGUUUUUCACAAUUCCUGACAUUUAAUCCUAGUAAAAAUUCCCUGUCUUAGGUCAGUUAGGAUCACCACUUUAUUUUAAGAAUGUGAAAUGUCAGAAUAAUAGUAAAGAUAAUGAUUUAUUUAAGCUUUUAUUUCUUUCAUCACAUUCCUAGUGGGUCAGAAGUUUACAUACACUCAAUUAGUAUUUGGUAGCAUUGCCUUUAAAUUGUUUAACUUGGGUCAAACGUUUCGGGUAGCCUUCCACAAGCUUCCCACAAUAAGUUGGGUGAAUUUUGGCCCAUUCCUCCUGACAGAGCUGGUGUAACUGAGUCAGGUUUGUAGGCCUCCUUGCUCUGCCCACACAUUUUCUAUAGGAUUGAGGUCAGGGCUUUGUGAUGGCCACUCCAAUACCUUGACUUUGUUGUCCUUAAGCCAUUUUGCCACAACUUUGGAAGUAUGCUUGGGGUCAUUGUCCAUUUGGAAGACCCAUUUGCGACCAAGCUUUAACUUCCUGACUGAUGUCUUGAGAUGUUGCUUCAAUAUAUCCACAUAAUUUUCCUUCCUCAUGAUGCCAUCUAUUUUGUGAAGUGCACCAGUCCCUCUUGCAGCAAAGCACCCCCACAGUAUGAUGCUGCCACCCCCAUGCUUCACGGUUGGGAUGGAGUUCUUCGGCUUGCAAGCGUCACCACUUUUCCUCCAAACAUAACAAUGGUCAUUAUGGCCAAACAGUUCUAUUUUUGUUUAAUCAGACCAGAGGACAUUUCUCCAAAAAGUACGAUCUUUGUCCCCAUGUGCAGUUGCAAACCAUAGUCUGGCUUUUUUAUGACGGUUUUGGAGCAGUGGCUUCUUCCUUGCUGAGCGGCCUUUCAGGUUAUGUCGAUAUAGGACUCGUUUUACUGUGGAUAUAGAUACUUUUGUACCUGUUUCCUCCAGCAUCUUCACAAGGUCCUUUGCUGUUGUUCUGGGAUUGAUUUGCACAAUUCGCACCAAAGUAUGUUCAUCUCUAGGAGACAGAACGCGUCUCCUUCCUGAGCGGUAUGACGGCUGCGUGAUCCCAUGGUGUUUAUACUUGCGUACUAUUGUUUGUACAGAUGAACGUGGUACCUUCAGGCGUUUGGAAAUUGCUCCCAAGGAUGAACAAGACUUGUGGAGGUCUACCAUUUUUUUUCUGAGGUCUUGGCUGAUUUCUUUUGAUUUUCCCAUGAUGUCAAGCAAAGAGGCACUGAGUUUGAAGGUAGGCCUUGAAAUACAUCCACAGGUACACCUCCAAUUGACUCAAAUUAUGUCAAUUAGCCUAUCAGAAGCUUCUAAAGCCAUGACAUCAUUUUCUGGAAUUUUCCAAGCUGUUUAAAGGCACAGUCAACUAAAUGUACGUAAACUUCUGACCCACUGGAAUUGUGAUACAGUGAAUUAUAAGUGAAACAAUUGUUGGAAAAAUUACUUGUGUCAUGCACAAAGUAGAUGUCCUAACCGACUUGCCAAAACUAUAGUUUGUUAACAAGAAAUGUGUGGAGUGGUUGAAAAACAAGUUUUAAUGACUCCAACCUAAGUGUAUGUAAACGUCCGACUUCAACUGUACAUAUGAGAUGGGUAAUGCAAGAUAUGUAAACAUUAUUAAGAUAGUAUAGAAUACAGUAUAUACAUAUGAGAUGGGUACUGCAAGAUAUGUAAACAUUAUUAAAGUGGCAUUAUGAAAGUGACUAGUGUUCCAUUUAUUCAAGUGGCCAGUGAUUUUCAAGUCUGUAUGUAGGCAGAAGCCUCUCUGUGCUAGUGAUGGCUGUUUAACAGUCUGAUGGCCUUGAGAUAGAAUAUGUUUUUCAGUCUCUCGGUCCCAGCUUUGACGCACCUGUACUGACCUCGCCUUCUGGAUGAUAACGGGGUGAACAGGCAGUGGCUCAGGUGGUAGUUGUCCUUGAUUAUCUUUUUGGCCUUCCUGUGACAUCGGGUGCUGUAGGUGUCCUGGAGGGCAGGUAGUUUGCCCCCGGUGAUGUGUUGUGCAGACCGCACCACCCUCUGGAGAGCCCUGCGGUUGUGGGUGGUGCAGUUGCCAUACCAGGCGGUGAUACAGCCCGACAGGAUGCUCUCAAUUGUGCAUCUGUAAAAGUUUGUGAGGGUUUUAGGUGACAGGCCUACAUCAGUGAUAUGUACGGUGAGGAACCUAAAACUUUCCACCUUCUCCACUGCUGUCCCGUCGAUGUGGAUAGGGGGGGUACUCCCUCUGCUGUUUCCUGAAGUCCACGAUCAUCUCCUUUGUUUAGUUGACAUUGAGUGAGAGGUUAUUUUCCUGGCACCACACUCCGACAGCCCUCACCUCCUCCCUGUAGGCUGUCUCAUCGUUGUUGGUAAUCAAGGCUACUACUGUUGUGUUGUCUGCAAACUUGAUGAUUGAGUUGGAGGCGUGCAUUGCGACGCAGUCAUGGGUGAACAGGGAGUUCCUCCGUUUCCUCCACCACACAACAGCUGAGUCUCUGUGUGGCAUAGCUCAAGGGUCUCUCAAGAUCAUUUUCCUCAUAGCUUUUGCAUUCCUCCUCUUCCUCCGUCUCCCCUGCUCUUCCUCCCAUCAGGUGGAGGAGAUAAAGAAGAUGAAGGUGGGUGAUCCUCUGGACCGCUCCACGGACCACGGGCCCCAGAACCACAAGGCCCACAUGGACAAGCUGGUGGAGUACUGUGAAGUGGGACUGAAGGAGGGCGCCACGCUGGUGUACGGGGGCAAACAAGUGGACAGGCCAGGUAAACACUUUUGAAGCAGUGUGUUUCCAACACUAUAGGCCCCUCUAGUAUCACAGUAUGCACUCAUACCAAAGUAGCUAUAGUAGAAUAACCUUUGUUCAAAUCAAAUCAAAUUGUUUUAGUCACAUACACAGUAUUUAGCAGAUGUUAUUGCGGGUGCAGCGAAAUGCUUGUUUUCCUAGCUCCAACAGUGCAGUAUUAUCUAACAAUACACACAAAUCUAAAAGUAAAAGAAUGGAAUUAAGAAAUAUAGAAAUAUUAGAACGAGCAUUGUCAGAGUCCGGAGGAUAAAUAUACACUACCGGUGAAAAGUUUUAGAACACCUACUCAUUCAAGAGUUUUUCUUUAUUUUUACUAUUUUCUACAUUGUAGAAUAAUAGUGAAGACAUCAAAACUAUGAAAUAACACAUAUGGAAUCAUGUAGUAACCCAAAAAGUGUUAAACAAAUAGGCACCCUUUGCACACUCUUGGCAUUCUCUCAACCAGCUUCAUGAGGUAGUCACCUGGAAUGAAUUUUAAUUACAUUUUAAUUUUACAUUUUAGUCAUUUAGCAGACACUCUUAUCCAGAGCGACUUACAGUUAGCUCUACCAACUGAGCUACAGGUGUGCCUUCUUAAAAGUUAAUUUGUGGAAUUUCUUUCCUUCUUAAUGCUUUUGAGCCAAUCAGUUGUGUUGUGACAAGGUAGGGGGGGUAUACAGAAGAUAGCCCUAUUUGGUAAAAGACCUAGUCCAUAUUAUGGCAAGAACAGCUCAAAUAAGCAAAGAGAAACGAAAGUCCAUCAUUACUUUAAGACAUGAAGGUUAGUCAAUACGGAAAAUGUCAAGAACUUUGAAAGUUUCUUCAAGUGCAGUCGCAAAAACCAUCAAGCGCUAUGAUGAAACUAGCUCUCAUGAGGACCGCCACAGGAAUGGAUGACCCACCCAGAGUUACCUCUGCUGCAGAGGAUAAGUUCAUUAGAGUUAACUGCACCUCAGAUUGCAGCCCAAAUAAAUGCUUCAAAGAGUUCAAGUAACAGACACAUCUCAACAUCAACUGUUCAGAGGAGACUGUGUGAAUCAGGCCUUCAUGGUCGAAUUGCUGCAAAUAAGCCACUACUAAAGGACACCAAUAAUAAGAAGAGACUUGCUUGGGCCAAGAAACACGAGCAAUGGACAUUAGACUGGUGGAAAUGUGUCCUUUGGUCUGGAGUCCAAAUUGGAAAUGUUUGGUUUCAACCGCCGUGUCUUUGUGAGACGCGGUGUGGGUGAACGGAUGAUCUCUGCAUGUGUAUUUCCCACCGUAAAGCAUGGAGGAGGAGGUGUUAUGGUGUGGGGGUGCUUUGUUGGUGACACUGUCUGUGAUUAAUUUAGAAUUCAAGGCACACUUAACCAGCAUGGCUACCACAGCAUUCUGCAGCGAUACGCCCUCCCAUCUGGUUUGGGCUUAGUGGGACUAUCAUUUGUUUUUCAACAGGACAAUGACCCAACACACCUCCAGGCUGUGUAAGGGCUAUUUUACCAAGAAGGAGAGUGAUGGAGUGCUGCAUCAGAUGACCUGGCCUCCACAAUCCCCCGACCUCAACCCAAUUGAGAUGGUUUGGGAUGAGUCGGACCGCAGAGUGAAGGAAAAGCAGCCAACAAGUGCUCAGCAUAUGUGUGAACUCCUUCAAGACUGUUAGAAAAGCAUUCCAGGUGAAGCUGGUUGAGAGAAUGUCAAGAGUAUGCAAAGCUGUCAUCAAGGCAAAGGGUGGCUAUUUGAAGAAUCUCAAAUAUAAAAUAUAUUUUGAUUUGUUUAACACUUUUUUGGUUACUACAUGAUUCCAUAUGUGUUAUUUCAUAGUUCUGAUGUCUUCACUAUUAUCCUACAAUGUAGAAAAUAGUAAAAAUAAAGAAAAACCCUUGAAUGAGUAGGUGUGUCCAAACUUUUGACUGGUACUGUAUAUAUACACUGCUCAAAAAAAUAAAGGGAACACUUAAACAACACAAUGUAACUCCAAGUCAAUCACACUUCUGUGAAAUCAAACUGUCCACUUAGGAAGCAACACUGAUUGACAAUAAAUUUCACAUGCUGUUGUGCAAAUGGAAUAGACAACAGGUGGAAAUUAUAGGCAAUUAGCAAGACACCCCCAAUAAAGAAGUGGUUCUGCAGGUGGUGACCACAGACCACUUCUCAGUUCCAAUGCUUCCUGGCUGAUGUUUUGGUCACUUUUGAAUGCUGUCGGUGCUUUCACUCUAGUGGUAGCAUGAGACGGAGUCUACAACCCACACAAGUGGCUCAGGUAGUGCAGCUCAUCCAGGAUGGCACAUCAAUGCGAGCUGUGGCAAGAAGGUUUGCUGUGUCUGUCAGCGUAGUGUCCAGAGCAUGGAGGCGCUACCAGGAGACAGGCCAGUACAUCAGGAGAUGUGGAGGAGGCCGUAGGAGGGCAACAACCCAGCAGCAGGACCGCUACCUCCGCCUUUGUGCAAGGAGGAGCAGGAGGAGCACUGCCAGAGCCCUGCAAAAUGACCUCCAGCAGGCCACAAAUGUGCAUGUGUCUGCUCAAACGGUCAGAAACAGACUCCAUGAGGGUGGUAUGAGGGCCCGACGUCCACAGGUGGGGGUUGUACUUACAGCCCAACAACGUGCAGGACGUUUGGCAUUUGCCAGAGAACACCAAGAUUGGCAAAUUCACCACUGGCGCCCUGUGCUCUUCACAGAUGAAAGCAGGUUCACACUGAGCACGUGACAGACGUGACAGAGUCUGGAGACGCCGUGGAGAACGUUCUGCUGCCUGCAACAUCCUCCAGCAUGACCGGUUUGGCGGUGGGUCAGUCAUGGUGUGGGGUGGCAUUUCUUUGGGGGGGCCGCACAGCCCUCCAUGUGCUCGCCAGAGGUAGCCUGACUGCCAUUAGGUACCGAGAUGAGAUCCUCAGACCCCUUGUGAGACCAUAUGCUGGUGCGGUUGGCCCUGGGUUCCUCCUAAUGCAAGACAAUGCUAGACCUCAUGUGGCUGGAGUGUGUCAGCAGUUCCUGCAAGAGGAAGGAAUUGAUGCUAUGGACUAGCCCGCCCGUUCCCCAGACCUGAAUCCAAUUGAGCACAUCUUGGACAUCAUGUCUCGCUCCAUCCACCAACGCCACGUUGCACCACAGACUGUCCUGGAGUUGGCGGAUGCUUUAGUCCAGAUCUGGGAGGAGAUCCCUCAGGAGACCAUCCGCCACCUCAUCAGGAGCAUGCCCAGGCGUUGUAGGGAGGUCAUACAGGCACGUGGAGGCCACACACACUACUGAGCCUCAUUUUGACUUGUUUUAAGGACAUUGCAUCAAAGUUGGAUCAGCCUGUAGUGUGGUUUUCCUCUUUAAUUUUGAGGGUGACUCCAAAUCCAGACCAAAUCCAGAAUUUCAUUCAUUCAGAUCUAGGAUGUGUUAUUUUAGUGUUCCCUUUAUUUUUUUGAGCAGUGUAUAUAUACACUACCAUUCAAAAGUUUGGGGUCACUUAGAAAUGUCCUUGUUUUUUUGUCCAUUAAAAUAACAUCAAAUUGAUCGGAAAUACAGUGUAGACAUUGUUAAUGUUGUAAAUGGCUGUUGUAGCUGGAAACGGCUGAUUUGUAAUGGAACAUCUACAUAGGCAUGCAGAGGCCCAUUAUCAGCAACCAUUAGUCAUGUGUUCCAAUGGCACGUUGUGUUUGCUAAUCCACGUUUAUCAUUUUAAAAGGCUGAUUGAUCAUUAGAAAACCCUUUUGCAAAUAUGUUAGCACAGCUGGAAACUGCUGUGCUGAUUAAAGAAGCAAUAAAACUCGCCUUCUUGAGACUAGUUGAGUAUCUGGAGCAUCAGCAAUUGUGGUUUCGAUUACAGGAUCAAAAUGGCCAAAAACAAAUAACUUUCUUCUGAAACUCGUCAGUCUAUUCUUGUUCUGAGAAAUGAAGGCUAUUCCAUGCGAGAAAUUGCCAAGAAACUGAAGAUCUCGUACAAUGCUGUGUACUACUCCCUUCACAGAACAGCACAAACUGGCUCUAACGAGAAUAGAAAGAGGAGUGGGAGGCCCCGGUGCACAACUGAGCAAGAGGACAAAUACAUUAGAGUGUCUAGUUUGAGAAACAGACGCCUCACAGGUCCUCAACUGGCAGCUUCAUUAAAUAGUACCCGCAAACCAUCAGUCUCAAUGUCAACAGUGAAGAGGCGACUCCGGGAUGCUGACCUAGGCAGAGUUGCAAAGUCCAGUGUCUGUGUUCUUUUGCCCAUCUUAAUCUUUUAUUUUUAUUGGCCAGUCUGAGAUAUGGCUUUUUCUUUGCAACAGGACUGAUGGUUGCUGAUAAUGGGCCUCUGUACGCCUAUGUAGAUAUUCCAUUAAAAAUCAGCCGUUUCCAGCUACAAUAGCCAUUUACAACAUUAACAAUGUCUAUACUGUAUUUCUGAUCAAUUUGAUGUUAUUUUAAUGGACAAAAAAAUUGCUUUUCUUUCGAAAACAAGGACAUUUCUAAGUGACCCCAAACUUUUGAACGGUAGUGUAUAUGUGAUGUAUAGACAUUAUGGACAGUAUGUGGAUACGUAGGAUAGAAUAGUAUAUGUACAGCAAUAGUUUAAUUGUUAGUAACAUAAGACUGGCUAGUGAAUACUGAUUAUACAGUACUACACAAUUGGAGGCCACUGUAAUGCAAUGUUUCAGCUAACCACCUUCAUCAUCAUUGCUAACUACACUGUGAUGGGGUUUCCCUCCAGGGUUCUUCAUGGAGCCCACACUGUUUACAGACGUGGAGGAUCACAUGUUCAUCGCCAAAGAGGAGUCCUUUGGCCCCAUCAUGGUGGUGUCCAAGUUCAAGGACGGGUACAUCUCCUCAGUCUUUAGCGAUAGAGCCUUUCCUCAUCACAGACCCAAGUAAUAGACCUGUUUGUGGUUCUCAACCCUGACCAACGUCCUUUUUCUCCCCUUCUGACCUUCAGUGACAUAGAUGGCGUGCUAAACAGAGCCAACGACACCGAGUUCGGCCUGGCAUCCGGCGUGUUCACGCGUGACAUCAACAAGGCCAUGUACGUGAGCGAGAGGCUGGACGCCGGGACCGUGUUCGUCAACACUUACAACAAGACUGACGUUGCCUCGCCGUUCGGCGGUUUCAAACAGUCCGGCUUCGGCAAAGACCUUGGUGAGUCUGGGUUUAAUCAUGUAAUAAUUUAGGCAAGGGGUUUCAUGUUGAAUACUGUCAUAUUGGAAUGUGGAUUAUAUUGUAUACUGAUUUUUGUUGGUGGUCUGUCAUAAAUACAUUUCCAUUUAAUUUUCCAUUGUCUACCUUCCUUUUUCUUGAAGCAUAGUCCAGAGUUCAAAGAGAAUGGGCCUAGGAGCUUUGAAUAGCCUUGUGAGCCCAACAUGCUUGAUUUGAGUUUGACUGAUUAACUAUGCUUCUGUUCUGUCGGCAGGAGAGGAUGCUCUUAACGAAUACCUCAGGACCAAAGCAGUGACUGUGGAGUACUGAGGCAGCCUGCCCCUCCUAAUAAACUGUUACCACGACUGAUCAAUCAAUCCACCUGAUCACGACUCACCAGUCCGUCUCGAUCGGGAGUCCAACUUCUGCUUUGCUAACAGCAGGUGUGUGAGAGAGUAGACAUUUGAUGUGUAGCCUACCCUCUGCCACGACCUCGUCUCAAGGUGCCUACAGUUUUUUGCAUUCUGUUCGGGAACUUGCAUUAUGGACACAUCAUGGACACAGGCGGUUUUCCCCACAGUUACUAAAGGGAAAUCGCACAUAUCAAACACAGAGGUGGAUUUCAGUAUUCCGGAACCAGAGCCAAGGUGGAUUUGACUGGAUCAACCCCCCUUUACUUCGAGUUUUCAAGGUUUCGGUUCCUCCACUCAUCAUGAAAGAACAUUUAGCUUUUCAAAAGCUGAGCGCUUCAGGCAAUCUCCUCCUGCUCUGUAGAUGCUGUGUUUUUAGAAUCUUAUAUCUGACCCCUUUUAUUUACAGUCACACAUUUUAUGCAACAUUUCAUUUUAGCUCAAGCAUGCAAGUUCAGAUUUGUAUGUCAUUUCUGCUCAGCAAUGUAAGGUGCCACACUUGUGCUGAAGAUAUCCACAACUCCCUUAGUUAAAUUGGUGUUAUUUGUAAAUAUUUCAUAACAAAAUAAAAAAACGAAAUAAUUUGAUAUAUAUUUGACGUAUUCCUGUCAGUAAAGGAGCACUGUAGGUUACAACGCUAGAUAAUGCUUUUUUAAAGCACACCAACCUGAUUUACAUUUUUAAAGGGGCAAUCAGCAGUUGAAACAAUAA